GCACGUCCAACGCUGGAUGUGAGGCCACAGUGAGCUGUCUCUUCCCACAGAUCGAAGAUGGCGGUGUCGGUGUUUCCCGGCGUGCGGCUCCUCUCUAUCGGAGACGCAAACGGAGAAAUACAGCGUCACUCCGAGCAGCAGCCUCUACGACUGGAGGUGAAAGCCACACAGGACGCGGCCAUGAUCAACCUCUCCAACGCAGAGGAGACAUGUGUGUUCAAGUGUUCGGUCUCCAGGGACACAGAGGGUACAGUCGCGUGGGGAAACAGUCGCUCAUCAUCACGCUGGGCUGCAACAGCGUCCUGCUACAGUUCACCUCACCUGCAGAGUUCUCAUGUUCCUAUAACCUCCUGA
Oncorhynchus masou masou (cherry salmon) is the source of this 354-nucleotide messenger RNA. Its product is annotated as histone-arginine methyltransferase CARM1-like. The record is from RefSeq and is a predicted model, not a curated record. The transcript has 3 exons. Bases 58 to 354 code for a protein of 98 amino acids. NCBI's taxonomy places the organism in Eukaryota, Metazoa, Chordata, Actinopteri, Salmoniformes, Salmonidae.